Lichtheimia ornata is the source of this 1833-nucleotide messenger RNA. RefSeq lists its product as uncharacterized. NCBI's taxonomy places the organism in Eukaryota, Fungi, Mucoromycota, Mucoromycetes, Mucorales, Lichtheimiaceae. The transcript has 3 exons. The record is from RefSeq and is a predicted model, not a curated record. Bases 1 to 1833 code for a protein of 610 amino acids.
AUGGAACGUUCACCUAUACGCAACAUAGCAACCUUUGGAAGCAGAAAGUCUUCAGCACUUGAAUCUCUUGAUAACGCUGAUAUCCGAGGUGCCAAUCUUGACCAUUCUUUGACAAAGUCUUCAACACCUGCCUUGCGAAAUGCAAAGCCUUCACCCAAUGAUGAGAAUGCUUGUCCUUCACCUAAACGCCUGAAGCAGCAACAUGACGAGCUUUCUAUUAUUCCACAAACCUUCACCACCUCACAUCAACGCCACCGUGUCGAAUCUAUUCGCCCUCAACGACCCCACCGUGGUGGUAAAACAGUUGCCGCCAUGCGCAAUCUCAACAAAGCAGGACAAAAUAAACGCAGCGUUUCCAAGGACGACGCAGAGCAUUUGUCGACAGAGCAACUGAAACUUCUCAGUAGACGUAUUGAUCCUUCUACACCUCUCACUUCACCACACUCUUCACCCAGCAAACCAGCUUUACCCAGAUCGUUAUCGUCAUUAUCAUCAUCACAGCCUACCAAUUGCAGCACGGUGACUAAAACGGCAUCGUCGGCAUCGUCCAAAAAGCCUGGUUUCUCAUCUUCAUUAUACCAGACUUGCAGCAUGAUUUGGUCAGAUAAACCACCUAUGUUGGAGGAUUUGCAACACGACAAUAUCCAAUAUCUAAGCCGACUAUUAAAAGUGCGGCUUUCGCAGGCCAAGGCGCGAGCACUAGCCUCGCUAGAAAAGAAAGAUACGAUGAAUGAACUCCCACUUGUACGACCAAGAUGUGAAACCAUUCGAUUAUCCAAUAAGCGACAUCAAUGUACAUCGACAAUAGUAUCAGGAAAUGGUCAUCAUUUAUUUCAGCGUCAAGCUCGCAAUCGCCCUUAUCGUCAGCUACCACGGUCAUCGACGAAGGCUAUUUCAUCCAAGCAUACCGCACCUACCGCCUCACCACACUCCACAGCACGAAAGAAUUCUAAAACACCCGUCAAACGGCAAGGUGGAUCUACUAAAGGCAUUGUGCCUGUUAUUCAAGAAGAUGGUUCCCGUGUCUUUGUUUGUGAACCUUGUGGGAAGCGAUACAAGAAUAGGAACGGACUCGCUUAUCACCUGGAUCGUUGUCGUUUUUUACAAGAGGAGCAAAUCAGCAAUCAACAAGAAGAUGAACUUUUGGAUGAAGAUGAAGAUGAAGACAAUACCACCGGCGAAGUUCGAUGUAUUUGUGACACGCCUCAAGAGCAAAUUGGAACCAUGAUAGAAUGCGAGAAUUGUCAUACCUGGCAGCAUAUGAAAUGUGUUGAAAAGCAACAUGAAUUUGUCAUUGGGGACUACCAGUGUCCUUUGUGCAUCGACAAUAUUUCCGAAUCAGCUUCAACCCAACGACCAAUACGAGCAGAUAAUGCUGACGACGAAGAAGAUGAAUUGGCAGAAGACGAUGAGGAUACACCACCACUUCCACUACCACUACAAAGCCCAACACCAAAUGAUACCAAUUGCGACCCUACAGAGUCACUCACUCAAGACAUGAUGGAUGACGAUAUAUUUCUUUCAGCUAACAAUGAAGAGACAUCAGAGGUGGAGGACGAAAGCUUAAGUCAACAACAUGCCAUAUCUGAGCCAUGGUCCCAAAUGAUGAGUGGUAGCAGCCAGGAUGACCUCUCCUUUAUGCACGAUCCAGCAUUUCAAACAUGGGGUUUAAGCGACUUCAACCUGAAUCCCCCUUCGCUAUUGUUUUCCGACAACACAGCAAAUGACGAUGAUAUCAAUUUUCCUCCUUCAGAUAUAAUCCCUACUGAAUCAUCUCAAUCAGAUGCUUUAUGGUUCGAAUUUGCUAAUUUCGAUGACGACUAUCAAUGUUAA